Molecule: messenger RNA, 1778 nt
Organism: Entelurus aequoreus (snake pipefish)
Lineage: Eukaryota; Metazoa; Chordata; Actinopteri; Syngnathiformes; Syngnathidae
Product: glutamate receptor ionotropic, NMDA 1-like
Exons: 9
Coding region: 444-1778 (444 amino acids)
Biological process (GO): G protein-coupled receptor signaling pathway
Cellular component (GO): membrane
Molecular function (GO): G protein-coupled receptor activity
Source: RefSeq, a predicted model, not a curated record
UAGUGCACACGGCGGGAGCGCGCAGGAACACCGAGGCGCGCGUACACAGCUGUCAGCACCAAGGACAGCAGCCGCUUAAAGCCCGCAGCGACCUUCAAGGAAUCCCCGGGUGUGAGAGCACCGGCAAGCGGCCGUGGACUGCAGGAGACGCCGCGUGGAGACGGAGAUGUUCCCCGCAGAAUGACGACGGCGCUCAUUCCUCCGCAGUGCACAUAAACCCCGCAUCUCUUCUCCGCGGUUCCCCGGCUCUUUCUUCCACCCCCCACCCUCCCCUCCGUGUGCCUCCAUCUUCCACAACGCCCACACGCGUCGUGCCUGCCUGCCUGCCUGCCUGCCGAGCCGCGCUGCUGCCCAGAAGCCUCCCGAGCACCGCGGAGAGGAGGAGGAGGAGGCGGCGGCGGCGGAGUGACCGGGCGGCGAGGUUGCGUGUGCUGCUGGACAAGAUGCGGCUCCUGAUGCUGGCGGUGCUGCUCUCCUGCUCGUGCGCGCGGGCCGGCUGCGAGCCCAAGAUCGUCAACAUCGGCGCCGUGCUGAGCCAGAAGAGGUACGAGCAGGUGUUCAAGGACGCCGUCACCCAGGCCAACCAGGUCUACGGCCGGGACAAGUUCAAGCUGACCGCCAUCUCCGUUACGCACAAACCCAACGCCAUCCAGAUGGCUCUGUCGGUGUGCGAGGACCUCAUCUCCAGCCAGGUCUACGCCAUCCUCGUGAGUCACCCGCCCCAGUCCAAUGACCACCUGACUCCGACACCCGUUUCCUACACCGCAGGCUUCUACCGCAUCCCUGUGGUCGGGCUCACCACUCGCAUGUCCAUCUACUCAGACAAGAGCAUCCACCUGUCCUUCCUGCGGACCGUCCCCCCGUACUCCCACCAAGCACACGUGUGGUUCGAUCUGAUGCGCGAGUUCAACUGGAACCACAUCAUCCUGAUCGUGAGCGACGACCACGAGGGGAGGGCCGCUCAGAAGAGGCUGGAGACCCUCCUGGAGGAGAGGGAAACCAAGAAUAAAAAAAGGAACUAUGAAAACCUCGACCAACUGUCCUAUGACAACAAGCGAGGACCUAAGGCAGAGAAAGUCCUCCAGUUCAGCCAGGAUACUAACUUAACGGCUCUGCUGCUGGAGGCCAAAGAACUGGAGGCUCGGGUCAUCAUCCUUUCCGCCAGCGAGGAAGACGCCGCCGCCGUGUACAAGGCCGCCCGCUUCCUCAACAUGACGGGCUCCGGCUACGUGUGGCUGGUGGGCGAGCGGGAGAUGUCGGGUAAAGCGCUGAGCGAGGCGCCAGACGGUCUUAUCGGCCUGCAGCUCAUUAACGGGAAGAAUGAGUCGGCUCACAUCAAUGACGCGGUGGCGGUGGUGGCGCAGUCCAUCCAGGAGCUCUUUGAGAAGGAAAACAUCACAGAGCCGCCAAAGGGAUGUGUGGGCAACACCAACAUCUGGAAAACAGGGCCUCUCUUCAAACGGGUGCUGAUGUCAUCCAAAUACCCAGAGGGCCUCACGGGACGCGUGGAGUUCAAUGACGACGGCGACAGGAAGUACGCCCACUACAGUAUUCUCAACUACCAGAAGAGUCGACUCAUUCAAGUUGGCGUUUAUAACGGGACACAGCUGGGCAAGACACUCCACUCACAUUGCCCUCAGGGUCACCCACACUUGGAUGCUUCGGUGUCCAAGAUGCCGACCCACGACCAUGGUCCGUUCCCCGGGCUACCCAAAGCUCCUCAACAGGAUGGGUUAAAAGCAGACAACGAGGUCUUUCUUUACCCACAACCCUCAUGA